CGGCGGCUGUCGGCGCGGAAACGCGGCGAGGAAACGCGGCGGUUGUUUCGCGAGCGGACAAGCGUCGCCGGCCGGCCGAGUCACCGAUACGCGCGACCGGAGGGAGAGAGAGAGGAGGUUGCGCGGCGCUGCGUACACGAGUGGUCGCGCGCGCGCUCGCUCGCGCGUACGUGUGAAUGCGCGGAGGCGCACAGCGGCGCCUGCUAUAAUAUACGCGGCACGGCGGCGAAGCUAGCGAGAGUGGAGCCAAGCGUGCCGAGUGCACGUACGAGCGAGCGAGUGGGCCAGCGAGCGCGCGCGCGCGCGCCAACAAACGAAAGCGAGCGAGCGAGCGGCACGCCAGAGCGGAGAGCGGAGUUAAGCUCUCUCCUCGCAGCAUCCCGAGAUAAGACGUGCGAGAAAGAGAGAGAGAGAGACCGUUAUAGCGCGACGUGUGACGCGACGACACGGCACCGCCACCACGCCACGACGCGCGCAACCGGCGGGCGUAAAGGAACGCGCGAUAUCUCUCUACCCUUUGUCUCACAGGCGCGACGGGAACGGAGCGAGCCGCGAGUAAGCCGAGUAAAUCAAGACAAUAAAUAUGUCGGAUGACAAUUCGCCCGUAAUGGAAGAGCAAAAGAAGAAGAGAGGCAGGCCUGCCAAAGCAGACAAGAACGCAGUCAAGGAGCCCAAGAAGAGGGGAAGAUCCGCUGUAGAAAAAAAUAAUGCGGUACGUCCGGCAAAAUCCGACAACGAGGAUGACGCACCACCUGGACCUGUUAAAAAAGGAAGGGGUCGACCUAAGGGCUCUCACAAGAAGAAGCAAGGACCACCAAAAGGCACCACUACCGCGCCACGCGGUCGCGGUAGACCAAAAAAGACAGAAGAGAAACCCGAAAUCACCGGUGAUGAUGAAGACGAUCAAGAAGAGGAGGAGGAAGAAGAGGAGAAUUGAAGCGGUCGAGGAUGCAAUAGGGGAGGAUGAAACUAACACAUCUGACUUAUCCUUCGAAGGUCCUUCUUGAGAGAAAAAGAAAAACUAAACCAGUUGAUCAAAGUUCAGUUCCGUUUGCACUUUCCAUUGUAAUUCGGUAAUUUUCGAGCGAGGUUUCGAAAUGCAGUAAAAUGCGUUGAUGACGGUAGACGUAUUUCUUUCGCCGAUUACCGGUUUUCCCCUAUAGAAAUUCUAAUUCUCAAUUCAGUAAAACUGAAGGAAGAGCGUUGGAUACGAAAGUUGUGUUAUAAAUUUAUUAAGUUCUUUUGUAUUUCUUUGACAUUGCUAUUAUUAAUAAUGAUUAAUGAUCAUACUUUUAAGUGGUAAGACUACAUGUGUAACUAUCAUUGACAGCAAAAGACUGGAUUGUAUGAUGCAGAUCUCAAAACUUUCCCUUUUUUUUUUCUUCGUUCAUUUGAUUUACAAGGAAGAUUUGAUAAACUUUUUUAAAUAAAAUAGCCUGUAAUAUCUCACACACAUACACACACACACACACACACACACACGGUAUAGUAUUGUGUCACAUAUUUGCUACCUCCUUUUCUCCUACAUAUGUGUAUUACAAUUCACGAAGCCAAAAAACUUCCAUACCGAUCUAAUAUUGUAAGAGCUAGAAAAAAUGUAAACAGACAAAAAAAUGUUAAAAACACUACUGUAUAUGUAACACAUGCAGGGACUAUUCUUUUCUAAUUAAACAUGAAUAUGUGUAUAUUAGUGUCAUUUUUGAGGCAAGCAUAUGUGUGAAUGUCAAAUUUGUAUUAAAGUAAAUAAACUCAAAGUACUCUUAUUAA
Molecule: messenger RNA, 1767 nt
Organism: Dinoponera quadriceps
Lineage: Eukaryota; Metazoa; Arthropoda; Insecta; Hymenoptera; Formicidae
Gene: D1
Product: chromosomal protein D1
Exons: 3
Coding region: 584-937 (117 amino acids)
Molecular function (GO): DNA binding
Source: RefSeq, a predicted model, not a curated record